Olea europaea var. sylvestris is the source of this 2059-nucleotide messenger RNA. RefSeq lists its product as uncharacterized. The coding region runs from base 477 to 1886 and encodes 469 amino acids. The record is from RefSeq and is a predicted model, not a curated record. Lineage: Eukaryota; Viridiplantae; Streptophyta; Magnoliopsida; Lamiales; Oleaceae. The transcript has 8 exons. Gene Ontology annotation, cellular component: plasma membrane.
UUGAGAGUAGACAAACAUACUCCAAAUAAAGCGGGUAACGAUGAAAGCUAAUUCUCCAUAGUCACCCUACUUUAUCACCUUAAACUUUCCCAAACCCUUCCUCCUAGGGUUUUUCUCCUUUACAAAUCAUACAGAUCCAUAUGCAUUAUCAUAUAAGUUCAUUUGAUGAAAGCUAAAAUUGAUUUUUUGAGAAUUAAUGAUCUUGUGAAGUUUCUAAUUCCAUUCAGUUCGCGGAUUAGCUCGUCCUGCGCCUGAAAUCAAAGGAGCAGGUUGAUCUCUUGCUCUCUUCCCGCACUAUUCUCCCACUGAAAAGAGCAAUUGAGAAUCUGGAGCACCUUUCUGAACGCCCGUCAACGGGAAAUGAGUCUCUUUUACUCAGGUAUUCGAUAUGCUAUGACUAGUAUCCGAGGACAGUUUUUAAUUACCCCUGGCUUUCUAUUCUGAGUCUCCAUGUCGCCAGAUGGUUAGUAGGGGUUAUGGAUUGUGUAAAGACUGCUACCCGAGUUAAGGGUUCUUUCUCCCAUCAGUUACUAAUUUUUGCUGUCUGGUUGUCUAGCUUUCGGAAUGUGCUGGCUCUGCAGACACUCCCUGAGCCUAGUCACAUUUCUUCCACAUCUGUGCUGGCUAGCCCACCAAAAAGUGGAAUAUUCGAACCCAUAGAAAUAUCACCAGCUGUAAUUCCUCAUCUGCCUUCUCCUGAGGAUUCUUUCCCACCAAUGUAUCCGACUUUUCCAACUACAUACGAUCCAGUCCUGACUGGAAGGUGCCUUGUAAAUUUCUCUGCCAUUUCGAGUAUCAUGGACAAAACAGCAUGUGACUGUAAUCAACCUUUGGCAGCAGUAGUAGGAAAUGUUAUAUGCUGCCCACAAUUUAGUAGCUUGCUCCACAUAUUCCAGGGAUCUUACAGCACCCGUUCUGAUAAUUUAGUUUUACAAAAUGCAGUUGCCGAUGAUUGUUUUAAAGAUAUUGUCAGUAUACUUGCUAGUAGAGGAGCAAACAGCUCACUACCAACCAUCUGUUCUGUAAAAUCUUCAAAUCUUACUGGUGGUUCUUGUCCAGUGAAGGACAUAACCACUUUCGAGAAAUCAGUGAACACAAGCAAAUUACUGGAGGCUUGCGGUAAAGUUGAUCCUCUCAAAGAAUGCUGCAGACCAAUUUGUCAGCCUGCAAUUAUGGAGGCUGCACUUAAGAUCUUGGGAACUCAGUCAUUUUUGAAUGACAAUAAGAAUAUAAUUGGACCAUCAAAUCAUGUUGACAUGCUUAAUGAUUGUAAAGGCGUGGUUUAUUCAUGGAUCUCAAAGAAACUCCCUCAUGAUGCUGCUAACACAGCAUUUCGAAUAUUGUCUGCCUGCAAGGUUAACAAAGUUUGCCCUUUGGAUUUAAGGCAACCAUCAGAAGUAAUUGAAGCAUGCCAAAAUGUUUCUGCUCGUAGUCCUUCAUGCUGUAGUUCGUUAAAUACUUACAUAGCGAGGGUACGUAGGCAAAUGCUAAUUACAAAUCGGCAAGCAAUAAUAUGCGCUACUGUAUUUGGGUCCAUGCUACAAAAGGCUGGGGUGAUGACUAAUGUUUAUCAGCUUUGUGAUGUGGACUUGAAAGAUUUUAGUCUCCAAGCAUAUGGACAAGAAGGGUGUUUACUACGAAGCCUACCUGCAGAUAUGGUGUUCGAUAAUUCAUCGGGCUUGAGCUUUACAUGUGAUCUAAGUGACAAUAUUGCAGCUCCAUGGCCCUCAUCGUCGUCUUUCACGUCGUUAUCUCUUUGUGCCCCUGAGAUGUCCUUGCCAGCAUUACCAACAUCAGACACUUCAGGUUGUGAUAGGGGUGUGGUGGAUUUCUUUGUACCGAUUCUUCUUCUUUUUGUUUUUGUUUUGGGUUCGUUGCUAUUGUAGAGAGAAUCUGCUGAGCGUCGAGACUUGUUUGAGUUAGAGGGCUUUAGAUUGACUGUGUGAACAUGUUACGUGUAUAUUUUGAGCAUCUUUCUUCGUGUAUAGUUUUUUUUUGGUUCGGUUUUAUUUUAUGAUCAAUUCUAAGUAAUUAAUAAUAAUGUUUUUAGCUUUUACAA